Messenger RNA from Striga hermonthica, 1692 nucleotides. The record is from the annotation of a GenBank genome assembly. NCBI's taxonomy places the organism in Eukaryota, Viridiplantae, Streptophyta, Magnoliopsida, Lamiales, Orobanchaceae.
AUGGCAACUCUUGGGGAUAUUGGUGUGUCGGCCCUUAUCAACAUAUUGAGUGCCUUUGCAUUCUUGCUGGCCUUCGCGCUGCUCAGAAUCCAGCCAAUCAAUGACAGAGUUUACUUUCCCAAAUGGUACAUGGCUGGGAAGAGGACGAGCCCCAGGGGAUGGGGUGGUGUGGUGGGCAAAUUUGUCAAUCUCAAUGUCAUGACUUACUUCACUUUUCUCAACUGGAUGCCUCAGGCACUCAAGAUGAGUGAGCCUGAGAUCAUUAGCCAUGCUGGGCUUGAUUCUGCUGUUUUCUUGAGGAUUUAUACUCUUGGCUUGAAAAUAUUUGGACCAAUAGCGAUUGCGGCUCUUCUGUUUCUGAUUCCCGUGAAUGUAUCUGAUGGAACUUUAUUUUUUCUGCGCCAUGACUUGGUUGUGAGUGACAUCGACAAGCUUUCGAUAUCAAAUGUUCGUCCCAAGUCUUAUAAGUUCUUUGUCCACAUAUCAAUGGAGUACUUGUUUACUUUCUGGGCUUGUUUCCUGCUUUACAAGGAGUAUGGUAGAGUCGCAUCAAUGCGGCUAAAUUUUUUGUCUUCGCAGGGCAGGUGUGCCGAACAAUUCACGGUUCUUGUUAGGAAUGUGCCGCAUGUUUCUGGACGCUCAGUGUCCGAUAGUGUUGAGACCUUCUUUCAGAGAAAUCAUCCUGAUCAUUAUUUAUGUCACCAGGCUGUGUACAAUGCAAACAAGUUUGCGAAACUGGUUAAUAAAAGAAACCGACUCCAGAAUUGGCUGGAUUACAACCAGCUUAAGUUUGAGAGACAUCCAGACAAGAGGCCCACAAGAAAGGCUACUUUUUUCAUUACAUACAUAAUGGUCGAUGGCUGGGCCGGGAUCGCAGGUGAAAUCCUACGGUUGAAACCUUUAGUAAUAUUCCACCUCAAGAACAUGUUCAUUGUAAAAACUGAGAGGGACUUGGAGAAGGCAAUGAACCCUGGUGGCGUUAGUUUCCCUGAGACUUUACCGAGCCUUCAAUUGUAUUUCCUAUUGGGCAUUGUGUACAUGGUUGUCACUCCAAUCCUUCUUCCUUUUAUUCUCGUCUUCUUUGCCUUAGCCUACUUUGUGUACCGUCAUCAGGUAAUCAAUGUAUAUGAUCAACAGUAUGAGAGUGCUGCAGCAUUUUGGCCGCAUGUUCACGGUCGCAUUAUAGCGAGCUUGCUAAUCUCUCAACUCCUUUUAAUGGGCUUAUUGAGCACAAAAGAGGCUGCAAAUUCCACUCCUUUACUUGUGGUGCUACCGAUAUUGACUUUGGCCUUCCACAAAUACUGCAAGAGUCGGUUCGAACCUGCAUUUAGAAAGUACCCUCUUGAGGAGGCUAUGUCGAAGGACACGCAAGACCGUGCUUUAGAAUCCGAAGUCGACUUGAAAUCCUACUUGGCCGACGCGUAUUUGCAUCCCAUUUUCCACUCGUUUGAGGAGGUUGACUUGAUUGAAGUCAAAGUCGAGAAAAAUGAGGACCAUGUGGCGAGUUCUUCCCCGAGCAAGCCCAGUUCUCCAUCCCCUCAGCAUACAGAUCAUGAUGAAAACGAGCCCGCUCAAACUGUGCAGCACUAUGAAGUUGAACCACCGCAGGCUAUGUAUCAUUAUGAAUUUGAAUCAUAUGAUAAUGUGUAUCGGUAUGACACUGGGUCACAGUAUCAAUACUAUCACUAUUGA